This is a messenger RNA of Ictidomys tridecemlineatus (thirteen-lined ground squirrel), 1590 nucleotides long. NCBI's taxonomy places the organism in Eukaryota, Metazoa, Chordata, Mammalia, Rodentia, Sciuridae. The record is from RefSeq and is a predicted model, not a curated record.
CAGGAGGGGAACCAUCCGUCUGCACCGCCCGAGAAGGUCGGCUGGGUCCGGAAAUUCUGCGGGAAAGGGAUUUUCAGGGAGAUUUGGAAGAACCGCUACGUGGUGCUCAAAGGGGACCAGCUCUUCAUCUCUGAGAAGGAGUAGGGUUAUCAGUAGCACAGCCAUCCUGAAUCAUGGAAAAGACACGACCCGGGCUGCUAUCUUUUGACUCCAGCAGUGGAUCUGUAAAAGAUGAGAAAAAUAUUCAAGAGGUGUUUGACCUGAGUGACUAUGAGAAGUGUGAAGAGCUCCGGAAAUCCAAGAGCAGGAGCAAGAAAAAUCAUAGCAAGUUUACUCUUGCGCACUCCAAACAACCCGGCAACACAGCACCCAACCUCAUCUUCCUGGCCGUGAGUCCAGAGGAAAAGGAGUCCUGGAUCAACGCCCUCAACUCCGCCAUCACCAGAGCCAAGAACCGCGUCUUGGAUGAGGUCACCGUUGAAGAGGAUAGCUAUCUCGCCCACCCCACUCGAGACAGAGCGAAAAUCCAGCACUCCCGCCGCCCCCCAACUCGGGGACACCUCAUGGCUGUGAUUCUCCCCUUACACCUACCAAGAGCUAAGACGUCUCUGCUCUCAGUAAUGUCAUUGUCUUUGGGGGGAAAUGAGAUGUACCACCCAGGAAAAUUAAAAAUAGAGAAAGUGAAUACCAUACAAGAUGACGUAAACCUCUGUGUGGUGGGUAGCUGUCUUGAUGAAUGACCAUGUUAAGAUCUGCAUGGGGGCUGAGGAUACAGCUCUUGCCUUGCAAGCACAAGGCACGGGGUUCAAUCCCUGGCAUGCACCCCCCCCUGCAAAUACAAAAGAACUACAUGCAUUCAGAGGAGGAAGGAUCACAGCAAACCCCUGUACCAUACAGUCAAUGGUUUCUUUCAUUGAUCUGAGCUCUAAGUUUCUAGGAAGUAGAAGCAUGAAUGUAGACUUUGGAGUCGGGCACAAAGUAACUUUGUAGUUAACUGUGUGGUUCCUUGGAACUGCAUAUCUGUAAAAUGGAGCCGUUGAAUAUCCUUACCACUUUUUAAAAACCACUGUAUUCUGGAACAAAGAACACGGUUUGGCUGGGCCUGUGGUGCACACCUGUAAUCCCAGUGACUUGGGGGCUGAGGUAGGAGAGUUGCAAAGUCAAGACCUGCCUUGGGAAUGUAUCCAGACCCCGUUGGUUGGCUGGAAGGUAGCCUGGUGGCUGAGGUGUGGCUCAAAGGACGCAGGUAGAAAAGGACUGUGCCAAGUGGAGCGUCCUGUGUGUGCCAAGCCCAGUACUGUGCUUGGAGCCUCUGGUAGAGGAAGUAGACACCCCUCGGGAAGCUUGUAGCUAAGGGGAGAAUCUGGGUAACAAGCAGGAGAAAUGAAGUCGCAGAAAGAUAAAAAGUUCGAAUCUCCAUCCAAGGAAUUAAGAAAAGGCACGUUAGGUAGAAGGGCUCGCCUAGGGCGGAGAGGUCUCCCAGAGAAGGCACGGGGAGAAGGGGAUGGCAGCAGCUGGCGUCUGUCUUACAGACGUCACUGCUGAGAUCCCUACUGAUGACUGUUGACCGCCCUGAUUCCCACACCUUCU